AUGAAGCUCGAAGCGCAGGGAUGGGACUUUCCGAUUGACCUCGACGGCCAUGGGUGGUCGAGCGACGACGGUGACUCACCAGACCCACCCCCAGUUCCCGUCAAGGAUACGGUAUACCCCCCGUUGCCUGACGUCGGUGCAAUGACCGCGAAUCUAGAUUAUCCGGCAUGGGCAGCUCAGAAGCUCCGACAGCAGCAGUCGUCUUUCGAGUUGCUGAAAGCAAAGCUAACCGCAACCCCUUCGCAACCUCUUCUCUACACGGGUGCAAAGACGCCAAGAUCCAUUCCGUCUGCCGGGACCUACACGCCGGUUCCUUCGACUCCGAAAAAAGAAAGCAUCACUCCGCCACGGGACGAAGCUAAAUCGUCGCGGGCUAAGACCCCUCAGACAGGUAUCACCCCUCAGUUUUCGAGGGUCAGUGUAAAGCAACCUCCGUCUGCGCCUACCCCUGUCAGGCUGCCUAAGCUGGCUCCGAAACCUACGGCCAACUGGUCGUUGAAUUCGCCCCUUAAUGCCGUCCCCGCCGGAAGCGAGUAUCUGGAGGUGGUCCCUCGUAACCCAUACCAGGCCUAUCUGAACAACAACGUGUCCUACUAUGUUCAAUGGGAGCUGGAGCGACAACUGCUGCUCGCCGGGCUUACUUGGGACAAUGUUCGAUUCGAGGAUUUCGAAGUAUUGCGAGGCGAGGCGGUUACAGCCAUGCCAUCAGUGCCGCUGGUCGUGCAAAAGAUUGGCACCCGAGAAGCCAAGCUGGUCGAGCCGGAUACGUCCACGGUACCAGCUCGCACUCUGAUCGAAAUCGACCAAGAGGAGCGGUCAAUCAUGGAUCAGGACCUCCGCGGCGUCCAGAACGACUCGAGGGACUGGUCUUACGGAGGCAAGCUCAUGCUUGCAGUCAAUCUGGAGUACGACAUUCAUCCGACCAGCCCGCCAUGUCCUCCCGACUCCUUCGCCGAUGGGAAUCCGUUCGCACCAGUUUGGCCCUUCAACAUGCAGCUUCAACCGAUCGAGAUGCCGGGCCGUUCCAACAGACUCGCUCGGCGCUUUGGCAGCCGACGCCUCCUGUACCUGAGGUUUGGCUCUGUUCCACGUCAGCAGCGUGACCUCGUAUUCGGAUUGUUUCGGGGUCAUGGUCUCGUGCUGUUUGGAAGGGUGUUCAGAGUCCUCUACAUUCCCACGGAUAGUGACACUGCGAUCGCGAUCCAGGUUGAUGAAGAGGCUCCGGGCGCCCCUGCUCUCAAAGAGCCCAAGGUGUUCUCAUUUCUUCAGCUACUCGGAUUGAUCCCGGACAUUGUUUGCCUGACUGCCACAAACCCUUCCGAUCCAGAGGCUUGCGAGAUUCUGAGCGACGGUUGCGGUCUCAUGUCUCAGAAGAUCCUGCACCACCCCUUCUUUGCCGAUCUUCGCUGGCCGCCAUGCUCCGUGCAAAUGCGCUUGGGUGGAUCCAAGGGCGUCCUCUCACUCAUGAGCAGGGAGCAGGAGGAAGAGUACGAAGCAGAUGUCAUUUUACGCCCGUCGAUGAUCAAGUCCAAGUCAGCUGCAGGCUUCUCCGACGAUCCCUCCGUUCUUACUCUUGAUGUCCUCAAAGUGGACGGACUCAAAGUGGGCUGCAACCUCUCUAGCGAAGCUAUAAUCAUCAUGGAGGAUAGAGGCGUUCCGCCCGACGUCCUGAUCGCCAAGGCAGAGCUCGAGUUCGAGAAGAUUCGCGAGAAUCUGCUCCCAGUUCCCCAUCCAGGAGAAAACGAGGACGAUGUCCGCCAGCGCCUUCUGCACGCCGUCUACACUUUAGGAGGCGUAGGCAGUGAGCGGGAGAAGCGGCGGUGCCGACAGCUUGGCAAGUCAACGAAGGUGGCAGGCCUUUCGCUCGAGAGCACCCAGCAAGAUGAGCACGAGGAAGACACCUCCGUGGCAGAGAACGGCUUCUUACCCGACGAGUCCGUGUGGAUGUCGCAGAAACUCAAGUUCAUGGUCAGGUCGUUGACGGACCGGGCUGUUAGUGAUUUCAAACUGCCUGUGGACCAGAGCCUGUCGGCGCUCAUCGUGCCGGAUACUUUGGGUGUUCUCAAGCCCAACGAAAUUUACAUAGCGCCUUCCUCGGCCACAUUGGUGAACCCUAGAACAAUGAGACCGAUGAGCUGCGUUGAAGGCGAUGUUCUGAUCUUCCGUUCACCUUGCAAGUUGCCGACAGACGUUCGCAAGAUGAGGGCGGUUUACCACUCGAAGCUCAAGCAUCUGCAGGACUGUAUCGUCAUGUCAGCAGACAGCGCGAUGUGCACUGCCUCCCCUGCCAGCUUGCUUGCCGGAGGCGAUUAUGACGGAGACACGGCCACUGUGAUCUGGGACGAAGAUCUCGUCAAACCCUUCCGCAACGCACCAGAACCUGACUUGGACGAGAAGAAGUUUCAAGCAGAGAACUUUAACAAGGAAGUCGUCGCUGUCAUUGACUUUCUGCACGCCGUCCGAGGCAGAUCGCAUGGCAAGGAAGAGGAGGCCAGGAUGAUUAUCAAUCUGCAGCACUUCUUGCUCGGAGGUAUCAUGGACCAGCAGCUGACUGGCCGAUACUCCGCUAUGCACGACUACGCCGUUUACACUCUCGGCCCGUCUCACCCGGUGACUGUUCGUCUGGCAAACAUGUUCUGUCUCGUGCUGGACUCGCGCAAGUCAGGUCUAACGGUGAAGCCGGAGGUUCUGAAGGCAGACCUUCAGCGUUACGGGAGCCAGGAAGUCUUCUGGAGGAAAUUCAAGAAGGGACAGCUCGACGGGGAGUAUAACAUCUCGUACGCCAAACGCUCCAAGGACUUGCCUGAGUUCAUUAGCGCACAGCUUCACGUUCUUCAAGCCUUUGAAACACGUGAGACUCCGGACGACUUCUCCAGCCUCUUAGAUGAGUACACGACGUUCAGGGAGUCGAUGGAGGACGAGGAGACGAACCUUCAGCUGUCGGUUUUGAAUAAGCACGUCACCGCCUGUGUGGAACUCCUACCCCUUGUCUACUUCUCAGGGGAGGACCUGGGCGACGCGUACAUGAAGCGGCUGAAGAAUGGACGCUUCUACCAGCGUCAAGCAUGGCCCCAAGAGAGUGCAGCUGACGAUGCGUCCAUCGCAUCGUCUCUGAGCUCCUCACGGACAAACUCGUCGAAGCCAACUUCCACGGAGAUUUUCAGGCGAAUGAAUGCCUUGAGACAGCUGUGGACGAGUCUGCCUAAGCCAUCCAAGAUCCCGCGCCUUGCAUCAUUGGGUUCAGCCAGACUUGAGGAGCUGAAGAUCUUGUGCUGCAUCGACAUUUGCGCGCGAUCCCGCCGGGCUGUGAAAUUACCGUAA
This is a messenger RNA of Trichosporon asahii var. asahii CBS 2479, 3321 nucleotides long. RefSeq names its product RNA-directed RNA polymerase. The record is from RefSeq and is a predicted model, not a curated record. The coding region runs from base 1 to 3321 and encodes 1106 amino acids. Gene Ontology annotation, cellular component: nuclear RNA-directed RNA polymerase complex. The transcript has 6 exons. Gene Ontology annotation, molecular function: RNA-directed RNA polymerase activity. Gene Ontology annotation, biological process: siRNA processing. NCBI's taxonomy places the organism in Eukaryota, Fungi, Basidiomycota, Tremellomycetes, Trichosporonales, Trichosporonaceae.